Molecule: messenger RNA, 4904 nt
Organism: Oncorhynchus masou masou (cherry salmon)
Lineage: Eukaryota; Metazoa; Chordata; Actinopteri; Salmoniformes; Salmonidae
Gene: b3gat3
Product: beta-1,3-glucuronyltransferase 3 (glucuronosyltransferase I)
Exons: 7
Coding region: 190-1200 (336 amino acids)
Biological process (GO): carbohydrate metabolic process; chondroitin sulfate proteoglycan biosynthetic process
Cellular component (GO): Golgi membrane
Molecular function (GO): galactosylgalactosylxylosylprotein 3-beta-glucuronosyltransferase activity
Source: RefSeq, a predicted model, not a curated record
UCAAGCCGGAAGUUGUUGGUAUCCAUCAAAUAUUUCAUACGUAGCUUACUCACUGAAUUGAUGAUUUAUCGCCCAUCUAAUUGGGGUGCAUUUAUAACUAAUGCCUUCCCCAAAAAGUCAUAAAUGAAGAAAUUGGUGCCUCACAAGACCUAAUACUAGUAACGACGUUAUUCCCGCCGGCGGGUUGCCAUGGCUACUAGGAUGAAGUUAAAACUGAAGACUGUGUUUGUCCUCUACUUCAUGGUCUCACUUAUGGGACUCAUCUACGCUCUCAUGCAGCUUGGCCAGCGCUGUGACUGUGCAGAGCAUGACAUGCCCAAGGACCGUACUAUCUCUCGUCUGCGGGGGGAACUGCAUCGGCUGCAGGAGCAGAUGAGGAAGGCUGAGCCCACCAAACUCCCCCAGAAACUAGCAGUGAAACCGGCCCAACCCACCAUCUACGUCAUCACACCAACCUACACCAGGUUUGUCCAGAAAGCAGAGUUAACCCGGCUUGCCCAGACGUUCCUCCAUGUCCCUCAGCUCCACUGGAUCGUGGUGGAAGACUCUCCCCAUAAAACCCCUCUGGUCUCUGGGUUCCUGGCCUCCAGCGGCCUGGCCUACACACACCUCCACACCCCCACACCACGCGACCGCAAACUACAGGAGGGUGACCCUAGCUGGUUGAAACCCCGCGGGGCGGAGCAGAGGAACGAGGGGCUGCGGUGGCUGAGAGAGGACAGGAGGGGGCAGCCUGGAGCAGACACACAGCUGGGGGUGGUCUACUUCGCUGACGAUGACAACACAUACAGCCUACAGCUAUUUGAGGAGAUGCGUGGUACCCAGCGUGUGUCUGUGUGGCCAGUCGGCCUGGUGGGAGGGAUGAGAUAUGAGAGACCUGUGGUCGAGGGCGGGAAGGUUGUACGCUUCCAUACUGGCUGGCGCCCCAGCCGCCCCUUCCCAUUGGACAUGGCUGGCUUCGCCGUGUCGCUCAAGCUGGUGAUAGCCAAUCAGGACGCAUGUUUCGACGGCGACGCACCGAUGGGGUUCUUGGAAAGCAGCUUCCUGCAGGGAUUGGUUACCAUGGACGAACUGGAACCUAAGGCGGAGAAUUGUACUAAGGUGUUGGUGUGGCACACGAGGACAGAGAAGCCCAAGAUGAAGCGAGAGGAAGCGCUUCAGAAACAAGGCCUGGGUUCUGAUACUGCUGUAGAGGUGUGAGGACAACACACACACACACACCUACAACUACACACACACACAGACUACACACACCUACAACUACACACACACACUACAUCUGCUUUAAAACUUUCCAUGCGUCUGAAAAGGCUCCCUGUAUAGUGCAAUACUUUUGUCCAGAGCCCUAUGGGUCUCUAGCUGUAAGGGUUCACUUAAUGGGGUCUCUAGCUGUAAGGGUUCACUUAAUGGAUCUCUAGCUGUAAGGGUUCACUUAAUGGGGUCUCUAGCUGUAAGGGUUUACUUAAUGGAUCUCUAGCUGUAAGGGUUCACUCAAUGGGUCUCUAGCUGUAAGGGUUCACUUAAUGGGUCUCUAGCUGUAAGGGUUCACUUAAUGGGUCUCUAGCUGUAAGGGUUCACUUAAUGGGUCUCUAGCUGUAAGGGUUCACUUAAUGGGUCUCUAGCUGUAAGGGUUCACUUAAUGGGUCUCUAUCUGUAAGGGUUCACUCAAUGGGUCUCUAGCUGUAAGGGUUCACUCAAUGGGUCUCUAGCUGUAAGGGUUCACUUAAUGGGUCUCUAGCUGUAAAGGUUCACUUAAUGGGUCUCUAGCUGUAAGGGUUCACUUAAUGGGUCUCUAGCUGUAAGGGUUCACUUAAUGGGUCUCUAGCUGUAAGGGUUCACUUAAUGGGUCUCUAGCUGUAAGGGUUCACUUAAUGGGUCUCUAGCUGUAAGGGUUCACUUAAUGGGUCACUAGCUGUAAGGGUUCACUUAAUGGGUCACUAGCUGUGAGGGUUCACUUAAUGGGUCUCUAGCUGUGAGGGUUCACUUAAUGGGUCUCGAGCUGUGAGGGUUCACUUAAUGGGUCUCGAGCUGUAAGGGUUCACUUAAUGGGGUCUCUAGCUGUAAAGGUUAACUUAAGGAUUGGCCCCUUUUUUUCAAUUUUCGCCUAAAAUGACAUACCCAAAUCUAACUGCCUGUAGCUCAGGCCCUGAAGCAAGGAUAUGCAUUUUCUUGGUACCAUUUGAAAGGAAACACUUUGAAGUUUGUAGGAAUGUUAAAUGAAUGUAGGAGAAUACAACACAUUAGAUCUGAUAAAGAAAAUACAAAGAAGAAACUUUUUUUUUUUGUACCAUCUUUGAAAUGCAAGAUAAAGGCCAUAAUAUAUUAUUCCAGCACGGGUGCAGUUUAGAUAUUGGCCACUAGAUGACAGCAGUGUAUGUGCAAAGUUUAAGUCUGAUUGCAUUUCUGUUCAAAAUUUUGUAUCAAGACUGCCCAAAUGUGCCUAAUUUGUUUAUUAAUGACUUUUGAUGUUCAAAACUGUGCACUCUCAAAACAAUAGCAUUAUAUUAUUUCACUGUAAUAGCUACUGUAAAUUGGACAGUGCAGUUGGAUAAACAAGAAUUUAAGCUUUCUGCCAAUAUCAGACAUGUCUAUGUCCUGGGAAAUGUUCUUGUUACAUUAGACCUCAUGCUAAUCACAUUAGCCUACGUUAGCUCAACUGUCCCACAGGGGAUCGGUCUCUCGAGCUGUAAGCCCCCCCCCACGUUUAGGAUUUUGCCCUAGCAGUACGCAGCUGUUUUUAAAUAACCAACUCAUCACUAAGCUUUGGUUAUUUGAGUCAGCUGUGUAGAUGUUAAGGCAAGAACCAAAAGGUGUACCCAGGGUAGGGGGGUUGGGAACCCUGUUCCAGCUAGCUGUACUAUGCUGACGCUGUAUAUGGAACUAACAAGAUAUUCUUAGUGGUACCCUAUCCUGUAGCAUUUAGGAGGCUGACAUAAUGUACAUAAUGUAAGAUAUUAUCUGAAGACUGUUUUUAAGACCAGUCAACCUAUUUAAAUUUGUCGUAACUGUGAAUGUGUUUUGUUUGUGUAUGUAGUUCCAGUCAAAAGUUUGGACACACCUACUCAUUCAAGGUUUCUAAUUUAUUUGUAUUUAUUUUAUUUUUUUACAGUUUUCUACGUUGUAGAAUAAUAGUGAAGACAUCAAAACUACGAAAUAACACAUAUGGAAUCAUAUCGUAAGCCCAAAAAAUGUAAUAAUUCUAAAUAUAUUUUAGCCACCCUUUGCCUUGAUGACGACAGCUUUGCACACUCUUGGCAUUCUCUCAACCAGCUUCAUGAUGUAGUCACCUGGAAUGCAUUUCAUUUAACAGGUGUGUCUUGUUAAAAGUUAACCUGUGGAAUUUCUUUCCUUUAAAAUGUUUGAGCCAGUCUGUUGUGUUGUGAGAAGGUAGGGGUGGUAUACAGCAGAUGGCCCUAUUUGGUAAAAGUCCAAGUCCGUAUUAUGGCAAGAACAGCUCAAAUAAGCAAAGAGUAAUGACAGUCAAUCAUUCUUUUUUUAAGACAUGAAGGUCAGUCAAUCUGGAAAAUGUCAGUAACUUUGAAGGUUUUUUUGAUUCACGCAGCCAAAAGAAAUGCUUCAGAGUUCAAGUAACAGACACAUUAACUGUUCAGAGGAGACUGCGUGAAUCAGGCCUUCAUGGUCAAAUUGCUGCAAAGAAACCUCUACUAAAGGACACUAAUAAGAAGGAGAAACAUGAGCAAUGGACAUUAGACCAGUGGAAAUCUAUCCUUUGGUCUGCGUCCAAAUUUGAGAUUUUUGGUUCCAACCGCCAUGUCUUUGUGAGACGCGGAGUAGGUGAACGGAUCUCUGCAUGUGUGGUUCCCACCAUGAAGCUUGGAGGAGGAUGUGUUGAGGUGUUGGGGACAAUUUUCUGGUGACACGGUCAGUGAUUUAUUUAGAAUUCAAGGCACACUUAACCAGCAUGGCUACCCCACAGCAUUCUGCAGCGAUAUGCCAUCCCAUCUGGUUUGCGCUUAGUGGGACUAUCGUUUGUUUUUCAACAGGACAAUGACCCAACACACCUCCAGGCUUUGUAAGGGCUAUUUUUACCAAGAAAGAGAGUGAUUGAGUGCUGCAUCAGAUGACCUAACCUCCACAAUAACCCGCCCUCAACCCAAUUGAGUUGAGUUGGACGGACUGCAGAGUGAAGGAAAAGCAGCAUGUGUGGGAACUCCUUCAAGACUGUUGGAAAACCCUUCCAGGUGAAACUGGUUGAGAGAAUUCCAAGAGCGUGCAAAGCUGUCAAAGGCAAAGGGCGGUUACUUUGAAGAAUCUCAAAUAUAUAAUAUUUUGAUUUGUUUAACACUUUUUUUGGUUACUACAUGAUUCCAUAUGUAUUAUUUAAUAGUUUUGAUGUCUUCACUAUUAUUCUACAAUGUAGAAAAUAGUAAAAGUAAAGAACAACCCUUGAAUGAGUAAGUGUGUCCAAGCUUUGACUAGUACUGUGUGUGUGUGUGUGUGUGUGUGUGUGUGUGUGAGUACUAGGGUAGCAGAAUUCUGGGAACUUUCCCCAGGUUUUCUAGAGUCCCAGUUGGAAGAUAACCUAGCACGAGUCGAGAACAAGCAUGAAAUCUGGAAUCUUCCAACCAGGAUUUUCUGGAAAACCGUAGUUUAGCCACCAUGUGUGUAUUAAGAGUACUUGACAGUAGAUAAUGAUACUAAGUGGUUGAGUGUACUGUGCUGCCUGUUGAAUCUGUCUGUAAGAACGUUAUUAAGUGCAGCCCAAAUGGCGUCCUAGUCCCGUUUUUAUAGUGCACUACUUUUGACUAUGGUCUAUAGGGCUCUCCAAAGUAGUGCACUAUAUACAAUAUAUAGGUUGUCAUUUGGGAAACAUUCUCAGUAUUAUGUGGCUGUUGUCUUAAUUGUCCCUGCCUUGAAAAUAAAUACAUUAUUUAAUCAGGAAA